This is a messenger RNA of Sturnus vulgaris (Common starling), 1253 nucleotides long. RefSeq lists its product as uncharacterized. The record is from RefSeq and is a predicted model, not a curated record. NCBI's taxonomy places the organism in Eukaryota, Metazoa, Chordata, Aves, Passeriformes, Sturnidae. Gene Ontology annotation, biological process: protein polyubiquitination. Gene Ontology annotation, molecular function: metal ion binding; ubiquitin protein ligase activity.
AUGGCAUCUGGGCCGUCAAGGACCGAGACAAGCUGUGUGAGACCCCUGUGCAGGGAUUUUGCCCGUGGAUCCUGUCGGUGGGGCCCGAGCUGCCGCUUCUCACAUGGCGAAAAAAUAGCCCAGGUCUGCAGGUACUUCCAGAGUGGGUUUUGCCGUUUUGGAGAGCAGUGCAGCUACCAGCACGCCCAGGAGGAGCCAGCACCAGUAGGGACCCAAUAUGGUCUCACGUCCCAUCGCCCCAGCAGCCAGGAGCCUGGUACUGACCCUACAGCCAUGGACCAGGCACAGUGCACCUCGGUCCACCCUGCCCACUGCAUGAGGUGUAUGGCCUUCAAGUUCCCCAAAGUGAAGGUCGAAGUGGAAGAAAAAGACAAGAAGAACAUCCCAGUACUUGGCAACAUCCCCUGUGGGGCCAUCAGAAUACUUGUCCCCGCAAAAGCUCAGGCUGCCUCAGACUUCCAACCACAAGGACUAGAUCCAGGAUCCUCUGACCACAGAGAGGCAGUUUUGGAGACAGCGACUGGCCCUGCAAAGGUCCCUGCAGAGCCAGGUGCUGUGGCAGCCCUGGUCACCACCGCAGAGCUGAGAGCCCAGAGCGAGGCCAUAGUGUGUGGGAUCUGCAUGGACAGGGUGUACGAGAAGGCACUGCCAGAGGAGCGGCUCUUUGGGAUCCUCCCGAACUGCAGCCACGCGUACUGUGUGGGGUGCAUCCGCAAGUGGCGGCGCAGCCGGGACUUCCAGAACACCGUCAUAAAGGCCUGCCCAGAGUGCCGGAUCACCUCCAGUUACUACAUCCCCCACAAAUACUGGAUCUCAGAUGUGGGUGAAAAGGAGAAGCUCAUCAAAAACUUCAAGGAACGGACAGGGAAAAUCAGGUGCAAAUUCUUCGUCCGUGGCCACUGCCCUUUCAGAUCAGAGUGCAUCUACCUGCACGAGCAGCCUGCCCCGCAGCUGCAGCGGCACAGACGGCGGCAGCCGAGGGUGCCUGCGGUGUUCAUCCCUUCUUCCUCGGACAGCUCUGACGAGGAGGAUGAGGAGUAUGACUGGGCUCUCACCCUGGCCAUGCUGGAUACAGAUCAUGUUUACGCAAGUUAUCUCCACGACUUGCUGGUCGUUGACUUGAGCGAUUCCGACUGAGCCAUCGGGGCCACGCUGUGCCUGGGUGCUGCUGGUGGCCGGUGGAAGGGUCUGCUUUUGUCUCCAGCCAUUGUUUUGGAGUGGUUCCAGCCGUGGUAUGGGGUGGGAUGGGGAAG